Molecule: messenger RNA, 738 nt
Organism: Odocoileus virginianus texanus
Lineage: Eukaryota; Metazoa; Chordata; Mammalia; Artiodactyla; Cervidae
Gene: CXCL9
Product: C-X-C motif chemokine ligand 9
Biological process (GO): immune response; defense response; chemotaxis
Cellular component (GO): extracellular region
Molecular function (GO): chemokine activity
Source: RefSeq, a predicted model, not a curated record
GGAGCCAGGGCCGGAGCCUCGGUUUGCUCUCUGGUUCCUUCGCAGCUGCGCGCUGGUUAACUGGCUGCCUACGGGCACUGUGCUCCACACUGCACGCAGACUUUCUCAGGCUUAAAAUCUAAUAAAGGAGUGACUCACUAGAACAAAUACAGGAGUUAUUUCACUCUACCAAUAUGAAGAAAAGGGGUGCUCAUCUCUUUUUGGGUAUCAUCUUCCUGACUCUGACUGGAGUUCAAGGAAUCCCAGCAGUAAAGAAUGGACGCUGUUCCUGUAUCAACACCAGCCAAGGGAUGAUCCAUCCAAAAUCCUUAAAGGACCUUCAACAAUUUGCUCCAAGCCCUUCUUGUGAGAAAAUUGAAAUCAUUGCUACAAUGAAGAAUGGGGAUCAAGCCUGCCUAAACCCAGAUUUACCAGAAGUGAAAGAACUGAUUAAAAAGUGGGAGAAACAGGUCAACCAAAAGAAAAAGCAAAAGAAAGGGAAAAAAUAUAAAAAAACCAAGAAAGUUCCAAAAGUUAAAAGAUCUCAACGUUCUUCUCAAAAGAAGACUACAUGAGCUCCCACUUCACCAACCAUUAUCUUGUGUUAAACAGGUUCUUUUAAACUAACUGAAAUAAAUCCUGAAAGGGAUGGCAUCUUAAUACAAAAGCUUGUUGAUCUGACUAGAAAAUUUGCAACAUUAUUUUGUACUUGUAAUUAAAUCUAGAAAAUUGCUUUUCAAAAUCCAAAUGUGAACAGUU